AUAAGGGCGGCCGCCGCCCGGACAGAGACAUCAGAACUCGCUCAGCCAUCUCAGAGUUGAGUCGAAGAAGUCCUGUGGAGUACCAGCACACACACCACCGACCACCAGCUAUGAAGGUCCUCAUUGUUCUCGCCAUUGCCUGCGCCGCCGCUCACGCCGGUUUCGUCGGGGGCGGCCACGGUGGAACUUCCAGCCAGCAUCGCUCUCAGGACAUCUCCGGUGCCUACAGCUUCGGCUACAACGAGAACCACGCCACGGGCGGCACCUCCCGUUGGGAGUCCGGUGACGGCGUGGGCAACAAGCGGGGCUCGUACAGCCUGCGUGGCGCCGACGGCCGCUGGCGCACCGUCAAGUACGUCGCUGACGGCGCGGGCUUCCGCGCUGCUGUGUCCACGAACGAGCCCGGCACCGCUCCAUCCUCGCCCGCCUCCGCUGGCAUCAACGCCCCGAUCCUCCACGUUCCCGCCGGACACCAUGAUGGCGCCUACGGAGGCUACGGCGCCGGAGGCUACGGAGCCGGAGCGUACGGAGGUGGAGCCUACCUCGGAGGCGCUGGAUACGGAGCCGGAGGAUACCUCGGUGCCGGAGCCGGCAUCGGUGCGGGAGCCACCAAGGCGGCCCACGUCUUCGGUGCUGCCAUCCCCGGAACUGGCUUCGGAGGUGGCUACGGAGCUGGCUUCGGCGGAGCCUACGGCGGUUAUGGCGGUUACGGCGGUUACGGACACCACGGCCACGGCGGCCACGGCUUCGUCAACGGCUACCGAGUGAAUGAGUCCAUUGGUACUGUACAUCUCUGGGUGUCACCGGAGGUUAGGUUCUCAACAGCAAAUGGCGGGAUUCAGGGGUUUUGCCGUCCCCGUGCUCGUGUGUGGGUCACGCAAUUAGAAGAGCCGCUCGUGCUCCGACGUCGACGAACGACAGCGCCGAUCGCGUCAACCGCGGGUCAGGUCAGGUCGGUCGCACUUUCUCUCCCGCAGCCGUAUAUAAAAGGCGGGCGCCUCCCGCCUCCGAAAGCCGAACAACACACUGCGGAACAUCACGCCUCCGGCUGUCUCGGCGCUCGUCGUCACUCUGAGGAUUACGCCAUGCAGGAGUACAUCGUUUUACCCGUUCUGCUGGCUGUAGCUCGUGCCGGAUACGUUGCGCCAGUGACUGGUUACAUUGAGACUGAGUCUUCUACAAGCCAUCAUUCGCAAGAUGUGGCCGGCAACUACGACUUCGGCUAUAAGGCGCGACACCCCGGCGGCGCCACUUUCCGCCAGGAGACCGGCAACCCUUGGGGCCACAAGAUCGGCUCGUACGGCAUCGCCGACGUGGACGGACGGGUCCGACUCGUCAAGUACGUUGCCGACCACAACGGCUUUCGCGUCCACAUCUCCACCAAUGAACCGGGAACGGCCGCCUCCAGUCCUGCCGGAGCCGGCAUCAACGCCCCCGUGGCGCUGCCUGCGGCGCCCGCCGUGGAGCCGUUCCUUCUGCAGCCGUCAUCGCCUGUGGGAGUAGUUACUAAGGUCACUCCCGCAGUGAAUGCUGCCCAUGUCUACGGCCCAGCCAUAGUGGGACCUGUUCUCAAGCCAGCCGUACCCGUAGCUGCGGCGCUGCAUAGCUUCAGGCCAGUCUACGAGAAGAAGCCAUAUGUAACGGCUGCGGUGCAGCCGGGUCUCGAAGUCGAGUACGAUUCCCGGGACUACAGACGCUGGUAGAAUUGCGUGCCUCUGU
This is a messenger RNA of Dermacentor andersoni, 1719 nucleotides long. RefSeq lists its product as uncharacterized. The record is from RefSeq and is a predicted model, not a curated record. Gene Ontology annotation, cellular component: chitin-based extracellular matrix. NCBI's taxonomy places the organism in Eukaryota, Metazoa, Arthropoda, Arachnida, Ixodida, Ixodidae. Gene Ontology annotation, molecular function: structural constituent of chitin-based larval cuticle.